GCAGGACGCCAGCAUCCACGAGGAGGCUAGGGGCCGGAUUGUCAAAUCUUACCUUCGGGCGACGGGACCCUACGCCCAGAAAUCUCUACCGUUAAACUGUUUUGGGUCGCGAGGGGUCCCGCCGCGCCAAGGGGGAAGAGACGAGACGAAGGGACAACAAACACCGCCUCUUCCCCCUACCCUUCGCUGCCGCUGCUGUUAUAUUACCUCAAUAUUUGACCAGGUUACUGAGAUCAUGGCCGCUUAUGAGCAGCUUUGGGAUGAUCUGGACCUCUUGGAUCAAUUGGAGGAGCUAGAUGCCGAAGGAGUUGUCGGACGUAGACGUCGCAGAAUUGUUACAGAUCGGAUGAAUCCCUUCACAGCAAUGAGUGAUGAUGAAUUCAUGGACCGCUUCAGGGUCAGGAAAACGUCAAUGUACGACCUAAUUGAAGAAAUUAGAGAUCACCUUCCUGCCCCAAAUGACUCAAGAGGCUGUCCUGUUCCGCCACAUCUCCAAACCCUGAUCGCGAUACGCUGCAUGGCAACCGGAGACCACCAAAUGACUUUAGGUGACUGCCAUGAUGUAUCACAAACAACAGUCAGCCAGUGCCUGAAGGUGGUGUCAAGAGCAAUUGCUAGCUUGAGCAGGCAUUAUAUACAGCCACCUUCGGGCAAUGAUCUGCAGCGUACAAUCCAGGAUUUUCAUGCCAUUCAUGGAAUGCCUGGAGUUAUCGGGGCAAUUGACUGUACACACAUUGCCAUACUGAGACCCUCUGUUGAAAAUUCAGAGGUGUUUCGGUGCAGGAAAGGUUUCUUUUCAUUGAACGUCCAAGCUGUAUGUGGACCUGACCUGCGGUUUCAUAAUGUUGUUGCUCGUUGGCCAGGGAGUGUCCACGACAGUAGGAUUUUCUAUAACAGUAGGCUCUGUGCUGAUAUAGAGACAAAUUUAAACCCUAGGUAUCACUUGCUUGGAGAUGCUGACUAUGCCUUGAAGAGGUAUCUGUUGACAGUGUCAGUUCCAACUAAUGAGCACGAGAGGGCUUAUAACAACAGUCAUACCCAUACGAGGAAUACAGUUGAAAGGGCAUUUGGUGUUCUAAAAAGGAGAUUUGGGUAUUUAGGGAAGAAAGUUAGGACAAAUUUAGACACCACUAAAGCCAUCAUAGUUGCUGCAAUGGUACUGCACAAUAUUGCAGUCCAAACUAGACUGGUUUUGCCACAAGAUGGAAGGGACAUGAUAAACAUCGAUAUCAAUGCUCUCCAUAAUGAAGUGCCAAUACAGAGACAGGCGAACGUACUAGGUAGACUGAAACGGCAGCAAAUCAUUACUGACUACUUUUAAACAAGAUGGGAACCUUAUUGUAGGUAUAAACAUAUGUCUUCUCUGUCUC
Molecule: messenger RNA, 1370 nt
Organism: Eriocheir sinensis (Chinese mitten crab)
Lineage: Eukaryota; Metazoa; Arthropoda; Malacostraca; Decapoda; Varunidae
Product: putative nuclease HARBI1
Exons: 4
Coding region: 236-1321 (361 amino acids)
Source: RefSeq, a predicted model, not a curated record